UUGAACUACUGGAUAUGCAUUCAUAGAUUGGUUUUUGCCAAGGAAGUUGUCUAGUCGAUUGAAUUAGAAAACGCAAUAUGCAUUCAGAAUUGUUUGUUGUAAGUUUGUUCAUGCCGAUGAUACUGGCACAAAUACCUGUAUUAAAAUGUCCUAAUGUAAAAGUCCAACAACAUUUUGAUUUGGCAGCCUAUUUAGGUAAAUGGUACGAACAAGAAAAGUAUCCUUUAAUAUUCGAAAUAGGUGGCAAAUGCAUUACAGCUGACUACUCGAAAAGAAGUGAUGGUAAAGUUGAAGUUUUCAACCAGAUGAAAAAUAUUUUAACCAAUUCAGUAUCCUCAAUUAAGGGAACAGCUGAAUUAGCAUCAAAAAAAGGGGAAGCAAAACUAUCAGUCACUUUCAAUACACCUGUAACAGUCACUUCGCCUUAUUGGGUACUAAGUACUGAUUAUAAAAACUACGCAGUAGUGUAUUCUUGCCAAACAGUAGUGGGUUUCUCUGCACACACUGCAUGGAUUCUUACUCGAGAUCAACACCCCUCCGAAGAUUUUAUCAAUAAGGCUCGACAAGUACUUAAAGAUAAUAAAAUUAACACUUCUUUCUUGUUCAAAACGGAUCAAAAGAAUUGUUAACUGUCAAAGAAUUACAUUUGUUAUUUUGUUGAUUAUUAAAUAUUAAGUUGUUUGUUUGUUUAAUAUAUACACAAGUAGGUUGUGUAAACAUG
This is a messenger RNA of Diabrotica virgifera virgifera (western corn rootworm), 721 nucleotides long. Its product is annotated as apolipoprotein D. The coding region runs from base 78 to 629 and encodes 183 amino acids. The record is from RefSeq and is a predicted model, not a curated record. The transcript has 5 exons. Lineage: Eukaryota; Metazoa; Arthropoda; Insecta; Coleoptera; Chrysomelidae. Gene Ontology annotation, molecular function: pigment binding.